AUGAGCGCCACUGCCGAAGCAGUCGCGCAGCCUGCUGUCGCCCCAACGACAUCUGCGAAGAAAAAGUUCGCAACGCCCCCUGUCAAGAUUGCGUGUCUGGCAUGUCGCGCCUCUAGGACAAGAUGCGAUGGCGGGAAGCCUUGUGCCAGUUGCCAGAGCCGAUCCCGAGACUGUCAGUAUCGACCCAGUCGACGCGGAGGCGCCCGCAUCCGGAAAAAGCAGAAGACGUGCGACGAGCUUGCGCAGCAGGCCGCGCUCUUCUCACUGGAGCCGCCGCAAGAAGAGGUUCCCUCGCAGCCCCUUUUGAUCCAAGACUACAUCGACCCCGGCGCUGGGCUCAAGCAGCUCCAAGAUGUGUUUCCGGACAGCGACUUCAUCUUCGACAGCCUCUUCAUGGGCAUGCCAGAGGAGGCGAGCGGCGACAGCACGUCGGAAGCCUCUCUCGGUUUCGCCAGUCUCACCGUCCCCAUGGUGAGGACGUACAGGAAUGACCGCGACAUUCUUGAUGCGUACUACGUCUUCCUUCACCAGUACCUCCCUAUUCUGCCGCCACCCACGGCUGUCCCCACCGACCAGCCCGUCCCGUACUUUCAGAACAGCGCAGAAGCGUUCGAAACCGGCUUCGAGCCGUCAACGCCAAUCACGCUGGCGAUAUGCGCCAUCCUCGCCCUCAUCCCCUGCGCCAACGACAUCAAUCCCACCUCGCACGAUGCUGUCGUCUUCCGGCGCAAGUACGCGCAGUACCUAGCGCAGUCCGCCAUCGAGGCCAUCGAGAUGGAAGCCGAGAUCCCCGAGUCAUCCAUAGAACCACCAAAAGCGCUGAACGGUUCACCGAACCAGAACAGCCGCGCACCUUUCCACCCGGGGCUUCCAAUGGAGUACGAGUGCAUCGUCGCGUUGGAUGUUCUCAGCGUCUACGAGUAUGCACAGCGGGGCAACCUCAAGAAGAUGCAACGGCGGGCGGGACAGGCACUCGUGGCCGCUAUGGAGCUGUCUUUGCACAACUCGACCAUCGAGGAUGAGUUCACCGAAGUUCGACGCAGGCUAUGGUGGAUGACAUAUGUCUGUGUCAGCCAAGGCGCCAUUGUCAAUAAUUCGGAUCCCAGCUUUGCCGUCUUCGCGCAUACCUUUACCACCAAGUAUCCCGCGCUCAAGUGCGAUCCUGAUGCCUUCCCCCUCAUGAUCCAAUCGCAGCAGGCAAUCCUAGCCGCGUCGCAAUUCGCCAAUGACCUCAAGAAGUCGCUCGUCGCCAACGGGAACAUGGCACCGAUAUACGAGCGCAUGAAGAAGCUCGAAUCCUACCUCGAGCCCCUGACAGCACAAGCCGACGGAUGGCUGCUACAAGCAUCCACAACAUCACCGCUCGACGCAUCCGAAGAGGUCGUCUCGCGAACGCUCCGCUGCAUGUCGCGCAUCAAGCUCAACAGCGCACGGAUCAAGUGCCACCGCUACAGCGCCUUCUCGGACGUGCCCCUCUUCACCACCAAGCACUGCGACCUACGCGCCAAGUCCGAAGAGACGGACGGCACGCCGGAGCUGCUGCGGCAGUGGCCAUCCUGCGCCUGCAACACCCUCGUCGCCCUCCCGUCCGCAACGUCCACGACGUCGCCGACCAGCUCGUCCUCCACCGGCUCCAUCUCGCCGCCGCGCUCCUCGCCGCGCUCCUCCGACAGCGGCCACGGCUGCGCCGCGAGCGCCUUCCCCUUCACGAGCCACCAGUCGGCCAAGAUCUGCCUCAAGGCCGCCCUCAACGUGGCCCAGUCCUUCGAUGACCUGCCGUAUCCCAACGCCGACGGCCAGCUGUGCCUGCCGCCGAGCACGCUUUCGCCGACGUCGAGCAUCGUCGCGCCGCGGACCAUGCCCUCGUUUGCCUGCUGCGCCAUGCAGUGCGCCUACGUCCUGCUCAUGGUCCACGGCAAGACGAGGGCCAUGUACCCCGAGCCCGGCAUGGGCGGGCCCAUGGUCGAGAGCCUGCUCGCGCGGCUGCAGACGGGCUUGCGGUCCAUCUCGGGGACGCUGGAGAAUUACGCCGCGGCGUUCGAGGCGCUCGGCGGCAUGCGAGAUACGAUUCGCAGUGUGAUGGAGCCGGCGAAUGUGUUCACGUGA
This is a messenger RNA of Verticillium alfalfae VaMs.102, 2106 nucleotides long. Its product is annotated as C6 zinc finger domain-containing protein. Gene Ontology annotation, molecular function: zinc ion binding; DNA-binding transcription factor activity, RNA polymerase II-specific. The record is from RefSeq and is a predicted model, not a curated record. Gene Ontology annotation, biological process: regulation of DNA-templated transcription. NCBI's taxonomy places the organism in Eukaryota, Fungi, Ascomycota, Sordariomycetes, Glomerellales, Plectosphaerellaceae. The coding region runs from base 1 to 2106 and encodes 701 amino acids. The transcript has 9 exons.